Messenger RNA from Sphenostylis stenocarpa, 543 nucleotides. Lineage: Eukaryota; Viridiplantae; Streptophyta; Magnoliopsida; Fabales; Fabaceae. The record is from the annotation of a GenBank genome assembly.
AUGUCCACCAAAGGAAAAGACAUAGCAGAAGGAUCAUCAAGAUCUUCUUCUGCUGCUUCUGAUCAUCAUCAGCAGCAGCAACAACAGCAUCCUCUGAGUAGGUAUGAGUCCCAGAAGAGGAGGGAUUGGAACACUUUUGGGCAGUACUUGAGGAACCAGAGGCCUCCUGUGGCACUUUCACAGUGCAAUUCCAACCAAGUGCUGGAUUUCCUAAGGUACUUGGACCAGUUUGGGAAAACAAAAGUGCAUGCUCAAGGGUGUCUCUUCUUUGGUCAAGUUGAGCCACCUGGUCCUUGCACUUGCCCUCUUAAACAAGCUUGGGGGAGCCUUGAUGCUCUCAUUGGAAGGCUAAGAGCUGCGUAUGAAGAAAAUGGAGGCUUGCCUGAGACUAAUCCAUUUGCCAGUGGUGCCAUAAGAGUUUACCUUCGUGAGGUUCGAGACUCUCAAGCUAAGGCAAGAGGGAUCCCUUAUAAGAAGAAAAAGAAGAAGAGGAAUCUCGUCAAGGCCAACGGGGACAGCUCAAACUUACCUUUGCAGCAGUAA